Chrysemys picta bellii (western painted turtle) is the source of this 525-nucleotide messenger RNA. The record is from RefSeq and is a predicted model, not a curated record. Lineage: Eukaryota; Metazoa; Chordata; Testudines; Emydidae.
GGGAAUUCGCUACGGGCCCUGCCAGGUGCGGAGAUGGUGACUCUGGGGGGAUGAAGGGCAGGGACCAUGGGGCUGGGUGUUCUCCUCAUCCCCCUCCUCGUCCUCGGGGUGGCCGGUUCCCGGCUGCAGAUAUUCACAGAUCCCUCCUCUCGGGCCCUGCUGGGCUCUGGGGCGCUGCUGAAAUGUCGGUUCGACAUCAGGGGGCCGGUCGAUCUGAGCUCCCUGCGGGUUCAGUGGUAUCUGUGGGAGGAGAGGAUCGCGCAGUACAACCAGGGCAGGGGAGAAUCCCAGGUCAGAGCGAGCGUGUCGGAGCAGGAGUUGGAGAACGGGAACGCAUCCCUGUCGCUCUCCAGUGUGAUGGUGUCGGAUGAGGGGCUGUAUAAAUGCGUCGUUGGUUACGGUACAGAGCAGCUGCAGGGACAGACGACCCUCCGUGUGCUCGGUAAGGACAGGAGAAGUGCUCGGACGUUCCCUGGCUGGGAACUGGGGACUGGCUGUUCCUGCGUUGGUCCCACGAUCCAGCAG